This is a messenger RNA of Xenia sp. Carnegie-2017, 2142 nucleotides long. RefSeq names its product phosphatidylinositol-binding clathrin assembly protein LAP-like. The record is from RefSeq and is a predicted model, not a curated record. Gene Ontology annotation, molecular function: clathrin heavy chain binding; 1-phosphatidylinositol binding; phosphatidylinositol-4,5-bisphosphate binding. Gene Ontology annotation, cellular component: clathrin-coated vesicle; clathrin-coated pit; extrinsic component of presynaptic endocytic zone membrane. Gene Ontology annotation, biological process: synaptic vesicle budding from presynaptic endocytic zone membrane; clathrin-dependent endocytosis; clathrin coat assembly. NCBI's taxonomy places the organism in Eukaryota, Metazoa, Cnidaria, Anthozoa, Malacalcyonacea, Xeniidae. The coding region runs from base 222 to 2018 and encodes 598 amino acids. The transcript has 14 exons.
AAUUAUAACGAAUGUAAACUCGCGUGUCUUUUAUCAAUAGACAUUUUAAUCCGCCUUUCUAAUGUGUUGAAAUUUGACGCGUUGGUGUAAUGUGAACCCAGUGUGAACCUCAACUAAGUAUCACGUAUUUCUUGUUUUAUUGCCUAACAUUAUUUCGUCCUAGUGAACUCCGGUUGUUUUCACUCGCUAUUGUUCCCCCUUUCCUUCAACGAAACUACAAGAUGUCGGUUGCUGACAAGUUUGAUCUGGCCAAACAAUCGUUCCUCGGCUCAAGCGUCGCCAAAACAGUUUGCAAAGCGACCAAUCGCGAAAUUUUGGGACCAAAAAAGAAACACAUUGACUAUCUAAUUUCGUGUACGAUGAACGAACGUAUGGACUUAUCGUACAUGUUCGAGAGAUUUUUGGAGAGAAUUCGACUAUCAAGUUGGGUCAUUGUCUCAAAAACGUUGAUAUCGAUUCAUUCACUCUUAUCAAAGGGAGAAGAGAGAUUCAUUCGAGUGCUAUCCACGCGGAGUUUGCUUUGGGACUUGGACGACUUUUCAGAUAAAACAGCGUUUGCAGGUUAUGACAUGAAUUUGUUUAUCAAACGCUACUCCAACUAUUUGAUGUACAAGGUGGAAUUGUAUCGAAUGCUUGACUAUGAUUUCUGUCGCAUAAAACGUGGAGCUGAUGGCUUACUGCGCAGAUUUGAUGAAUAUACGCUUCUGAAAGCAAUGGCGGAUGUUCAGACUCUUCUUGACAGCUUGCUGGAAAUAGACCUACAGUCAAGUGAUUUCAGUAAUGGAGUCAUCAGCAGCGCUUUCGUUUUAUUAUUUAAGGAUUCAAUCAAGCUAUUUGCCUGUUACAAUGACGGAUUGAUUAAUCUCUUAGAAAGAUAUUAUGACAUGAGAAAAGAAAAUUGUAAAGCUACUUUGGAUGUUUAUAAGAAGUUUUUGAGCCGGACAAAUAUCGUUAAGAAUUUCUUAAAAGUUGCCAAGGAUAUGGGAAUAAACGAGAAUGUGAUUCCGGAUCUUGUUGAGGCACCCAACAGUCUUUUGGAUGAAUUACAGAAUCAUUACAAAUCUUUGGAGAAAGGAGAAGCUACUAACAUCAAACAAAUUAACCAUGUGAACUUAGCGCCCAUCACUAUUUCCGAAUGGAGCGAGCAGUUCGAUUUUAAAGAAGACGAUGCUACGAGUCCAGUAAGUCCUGAUGAUUUUCCUGCUGACCAAAUCAAGAGUGAGACCAUCCUGCUUGACCAUGCUCCAGAAUAUGCUUCAAAAGGUAAUCCGAAUUGGGAAACGCUCUUCGAGUCAGACAAACCAAGUGAACUUUCCAAGGCAUCGAAGAAUAAUGAAGACGACCUGCUGCAGUUGCAGCAAGUAUUUCAAAGUCAAAUACCUUUGCCAACUGCUGGUGCUUUCAGUGUUAACUCUCAUUUUGGAACUACACCAUAUAACCACGUAAAACCAAACCAAUCCAUCGUGUCGCUAAAUCCGAGCACCAAUCCUUUCGAUUGUGUCCCAGGUCCUCUCAACUCUGCCAACAUUCAACAGCCAUUAAACUUAAACCAGAAUUCACCAUACACAACCGUCCACCAACCAUACACAGCCGUCCACCAACCUUACCAAAACUCCACAGGAGACUUGCAUUCAUCGUUAGCGAAUGUUGUGAAGUCCUUAGAUAACUUUGAUGUUAGUGGAUCAUCCUCGGGGCAAACUGCACACCAGUGGUCCGUGCCUCGAGCAAAAGUCAAAACGGGUGGUGACAACUUUCAAAUGAAAGCAGUGGCGAAUACCACCUUACCCCUGGGGAACUCUGUUCGUCCUAAUUUACCCUAUUCUCAAUCUGAAGUAGCCCGUUCUUGCGUAAGUCAAACUACGUUGUUAUACAAUCGGCCAUUGUAUACUUCAGGAUUUUCACCUAUGCCAUAUGGUCCUACAUCUACAAUCGUGAAACCACCGAAUACAUUUACGGCGCAGCGAAGGAGUUUGAACCCUUUUGAUGCGCCGCCAACCCAUAACCAGGCGUUGUUUUAACAAUUGAAUAGUUAAUUAUUAAUGCCGAAUAGUUGUCAUGAUAAAUUAUUAAAUGAAAAAGUGUACAUAAAUUAUGCAAUUCGCUUGUAAUUUCAGUUGCUAGAAAUACAAUUGCUUAAAUUGA